Molecule: messenger RNA, 1313 nt
Organism: Aspergillus neoniger CBS 115656
Lineage: Eukaryota; Fungi; Ascomycota; Eurotiomycetes; Eurotiales; Aspergillaceae
Product: 3-hydroxyacyl-CoA dehydrogenase family protein
Exons: 3
Coding region: 53-1012 (319 amino acids)
Biological process (GO): fatty acid metabolic process
Molecular function (GO): NAD+ binding; oxidoreductase activity, acting on the CH-OH group of donors, NAD or NADP as acceptor
Source: RefSeq, a predicted model, not a curated record
CUAGAUCUGCUCCGUAUCCUGUAUCGAGAGUCUCCGUACCCAAGUAUACAAUAUGCUAUCUUCAUCAUUGCGCUCUCUCUGCCACCGGGGCCCCUCAAUGGCCUCGCGGGCCUUCAGCACCUCGCCCGCCGUCCAUGCUGCCGAGGUUAAGUCGCUGGGUGUGAUAGGAGCUGGGCAGAUGGGAUUAGGAAUUGCUCUAGUAGCUGCCCAGAAAGCCCAAGUCCCAGUGACCCUUAUCGACAAGUCCCAAGCUUCCAUCGACAAGGGACUCAAGUUUGCCGACAAACUCCUCGACAAAGAUGUAUCCAAAGAACGUCUCACCCGGGACGCCGCCGACGCCGCUCGGGCGCGCAUCACCACGAGCCUGAAAAUGGACGACCUCUCCACCGUCGACUUCGUCAUCGAAGCCGUCCCCGAGAUCCCUGACCUCAAGACCUCUAUCUUCUCAAAACUCGCCCAGAUCGCCCCUAAACACGCCAUCCUCGCGACCAACACCUCCUCUAUCUCCAUCACCAAGAUCGCAGCCGCCACCACAACAGACCCCAGGGACCUGCAGGCCCCCUCGCGCGUCAUCUCCACGCACUUCAUGAACCCGGUCCCCGUACAAAAGGGCGUGGAGAUCAUCGCUGGCUUGCAAACCUCCCAGGAAACAAAGGAUACCGCUAUCGCUUUCGUCCAGCGUAUGGGCAAGGUCGCUUCUGUUUCUGCGGACUCGCCUGGUUUCCUGGCGAACCGGAUCCUCAUGCCGUAUAUCAAUGAGGCGAUCAUCUGUCUAGAGACGGGCGUUGGUGGUCGUGAGGAUAUUGAUAACAUCAUGAAGACGGGCACAAAUGUGCCUAUGGGACCGUUGGUGCUGGCGGACUUCAUCGGUCUGGAUACUUGUCUCGCUAUCAUGAAUGUCUUGCAUCAGGAGACUGGUGAUAGUAAGUACCGGCCAUCCGGGCUGUUGAAGCGUAUGGUUGAUGCUGGGUGGCUGGGCAAGAAGACUGGAAAGGGCUUCUACGACUAUUAAUUCAUUGACUGAUCCAAUCAACUCUGUAUCUAUCCAAGCGAACGUUGCGAUAUCCCUCCCUUAUAUGCUGUGAUGUCUUAGAAUAUUAUGUACCCCGGUUUGGGGUGUCUUGCUAAUGACUGAUUCGGAUCGCAUGUACAUCUAAAUACUGGUGACCGAGAAGUAGUCACGCUGCAUGCAGCAAAGACAGCACACAGCAUUAACGUUGUACACCCAGACAUAAAUUACCACUAAGGUGUCUCAGCAACACUUGUACCAGGCACAAGUCACGACUCAUAUAGUACUAACUAUUCCUCAUACG